AUUCUCCCCCUGGCCCAGGCUGCAGCUAGCUGAGCCCAGGACAGCUCAGGAGCAGCAUGGCCGUCCGUCUGUGCAUGGUUGCCCUAACCUUGGCUACCCUCCUCAUUGUGGACAGGGAAGUGCCAGUGUCGGCAGAAGAGCUUGUCUUCUCCAGAAUGCCCAUCUGUGAUCAUAUGAAGGAAUCUCCAAAAUGUCCCCAGACACUCAACCCGGUCUGCGGCACUGACAGGAUCACGUAUGACAAUGAAUGCCAGCUUUGCUUAGUCCGGAUAAAAACCAAACAGGACAUCCAGAUCAUGAAGGAUGGCAAAUGCUGAUCCCACAGGAACCUAAGCCAUGAAGCUUCAGGCUGGAGAACAGUGGUGGGAGUGGAAAGGAUGUGACAUGAAAUAAAAGAUCCAGCCCAA
Molecule: messenger RNA, 407 nt
Organism: Phyllostomus hastatus (greater spear-nosed bat)
Lineage: Eukaryota; Metazoa; Chordata; Mammalia; Chiroptera; Phyllostomidae
Gene: SPINK4
Product: serine peptidase inhibitor Kazal type 4
Exons: 4
Coding region: 57-317 (86 amino acids)
Molecular function (GO): serine-type endopeptidase inhibitor activity; protein binding
Source: RefSeq, a predicted model, not a curated record